AUGUCUGCUGAGAUUCGCUCAAGGGGUGAUAUAGUGUUAAACGUUGCUUCGAGUGGUAUUGCAUCUUUACUUCUUCCCAAUGGAAGAACGGCACACUUAAGGUUCAAAAUACCGCUGAAUAUAACUGAGAAUUCUGUAUGUAACAUCAAACCUGGUUCCCCUCAAGCAAUGUUACUGUUGAAAGCCAAACUUAUAAUUUGGGAUGAGGCCCCAAUGGUUAGUAGGUACUGCUAUGAAGCGCUUGACAAAUGCUUGGGCGACAUCAUGAGGUGUUCUCCAACAUAUAGCAAAGAUUUGCCCUUUGGAGGAAAAGUGGUUGUACUAGGUGGAGACUUUAGACAAAUUCUUUCUGUCAUUCCACGAGGAUCGAGACAAGAUAUCAUUCAUUCAACCGUGAAUUCGUCUUACCUUUGGAAGUUUUGCCAGGUGCUCAAACUAACAAAAAAUAUGAGACUCUCUGUAGGGACGACUGCUUCAGAUCAAGACGAGACAGAGCAAUUUGGUGAGUGGUUAUUGAAAGUUGGUGAUGGUAUAAUAGGUGACAAUAUGGAUGGUGAAUCUGAGAUAUGUCUUCCAGGAGAUAUUGUUAUUCCUUCUUCGGACCAGGCAUUUGAUGAGUUAGUUCAUUUUUCUUAUCCAAAUAUUCUGGAAAUUAUGUCCUCAAAGGAUUUUUUCAAAGCAAGAACUAUACUGGCUCCCACACUAGACAUCGUUGAAGAGGUCAACAACCAUCUGAUGGCUAUCAUUCCUGGAGGAGAAAAAUUAUAUCUUAGUUCGGAUUCCAUAUGUAUGGAUGAAGGGAAUAUGGAGAGUCAACUAGAUCUCUAUGGUCCUGAAUUACUGAAUAGCAUAAAUUGCUCUGGUUUGCCUCCACAUAAAUUAAUACUCAAGGUUGGUGUUUCGGUGAUGUUACUGAGGAAUAUUGACCAAUCCAGUGGUCUUUGUAAUGGUACAAGGCUACAAGUUAGGAAACUUGGAAAUCAUGUCAUAGAAUGUGAAGUCUUAACGGGUAACAAUGUUGGUCAUAUUGCUUUGAUUCCAAGAAUGAAUAUGGUACCAACAAAUGAAACCGUCCCAGUUAGAUUCCAACGAAGACAGUUUCCCAUAAUAGUAUCGUUUGCCAUGACAAUUAAUAAGUCUCAGGGACAAACUUUAUUUCAUGUUGGAUUGUACUUGCCCAGACCAAUUUUUACACAUGGCCAACUAUAUGUGGCACUUUCAAGAGUUAAGAGUAAGAGAGGUUUAAAAAUUUUACUUAUGAAUCACGUAGGAAUGUCUGCAAAUUCAACUAUCAAUGUUGUUUACAGAGAAGUCUUUGAAAAAAUAGUAUUCUAA
This is a messenger RNA of Arachis stenosperma, 1335 nucleotides long. RefSeq lists its product as uncharacterized. The coding region runs from base 1 to 1335 and encodes 444 amino acids. Gene Ontology annotation, biological process: telomere maintenance; DNA repair. The transcript has a single exon. The record is from RefSeq and is a predicted model, not a curated record. NCBI's taxonomy places the organism in Eukaryota, Viridiplantae, Streptophyta, Magnoliopsida, Fabales, Fabaceae. Gene Ontology annotation, molecular function: DNA helicase activity.